AUGGCGCUCCCACUUUACAUCCCAUCUUGCAUCCACACUCCCGUUGACCGGUAUCAUCUCCCUCCGCAUGACCAACCGCUUAGAAUCCAAAUUGAAGGUCCCCUCAUCGCCAUACAAAGACUUUUGCCGCAUAUCUCGUGGUGUCUAGAUAUUUCGAAUCGAUCUUUCCCACAGCCAGCAGGCCCGGAGCUAGCACGGUUGGCGUAUCAAAAGUUAUACGGACGAGACCACCCGGGUGACCUAGUGGUGCGCGAUGAAUACUUGGGUUGGAUACCGGAGAAGCGUCCAGAGGAGUUGAUUGACUACUACGGCGUCACAUUUGACCACCUUGUCCCGGCUGAUGAUAGCAACCCUGAGGUGUUACAGAUAAAUAUUAUCGAGGUUGAGGAUGACAAUGGUGUAUAUGCAAAUACAUGGCUUCUAUUCGCAGUAGAUCCGGGUGAGUUUAUUGGGAAGAAGGUCCUGGCAGUGCCGAGAUGUUGCCAGAAGAGAAAGGGGACACAAGAUCGCUGGCGGGUGAAUGCGCUUGUGGACCAGAGGGUUCACGGGUGGGAAACAUUGAAGGGAGCCAAAGAAUUUGGGAAAUGCAACUGA
Molecule: messenger RNA, 594 nt
Organism: Talaromyces rugulosus
Lineage: Eukaryota; Fungi; Ascomycota; Eurotiomycetes; Eurotiales; Trichocomaceae
Exons: 2
Coding region: 1-594 (197 amino acids)
Source: RefSeq, a predicted model, not a curated record